Molecule: messenger RNA, 1479 nt
Organism: Drepanopeziza brunnea f. sp. 'multigermtubi' MB_m1
Lineage: Eukaryota; Fungi; Ascomycota; Leotiomycetes; Helotiales; Drepanopezizaceae
Source: RefSeq, a predicted model, not a curated record
AUGGACCUAGAGGGUCAUAGGGCCUUGGGCGAUAAGUAUCCAGGGAUAUCUUUGACCGUGACACGAGCUCCGUUGAGCGUCGUGCCGUUUCGACCCUGGACUCCCGAGAUGGUUCGUCUCGUCGUCCACCUCGAUCUGGCCUUCGACGGCCAGACCACCGGCCGUGAGAAAGUUUACAAGUUUCUUCCCGUCAUAUGCCACGGCAUUUGCAAUGACCACGAGAAGGAGCUGCCGGGCCCCCGCCAAGGCCUUGUAGACCUCGGACUCUUGAUUGUCCGCGAUUCCGGUAUGUGUAGGCCGGAUGCGGUAGCAAGGGCACCGGCAGCAUCUUCAGCGCUUGAGUCAAUGCUUCGACGUCAAAACCUUUUAAAUUUCUUCCCCCGUGUCUCUGAAACCCGUGUCAGUGAGGACAUCGAGAGGGAGAAUAAGAGGGAGAAUGAGCCAGAGCUGCUCAGCCGCGGCCAUGGCUUUAAACACUUGAGCCUCAGGCUCCGCCUCAUCAACCCGAUCCCUUCACCUUCCCGGCUUCCUCAAGAGGCAGCGCAAUCUUUAGAUCGGCGAGAGGAUGGCCCGAAGGAAGGGGCCAGUGCUAAGGUCCGCCGUUCAUGCAGAGUAGAGCAUCAGCCCUCUCUCAACAGAAAGCUGGCAGCCAGCAGCAGCUACAAGAGACGGAGCUGCUCUGAACGGUGCUUAUACUUAGAAAUUCGUCGCAAGUCUCCCGUGAAACCUGCCGGUGUAUAUGAUUCCCAAGCACAAGAACGGGUAGAAGCUGCGUGGUAUCUAACGCCGAAUCCCGAUACAGAGUCUGCCUGUCACACCACCGACCUUUCUAUCCCAACGUAUCUUGCCUCUGUCGAUAGCAAGAGGCAAGCAACAUUCUUUACGCAUCUUAAUAUCGAUACAAUUCAAUACGUAUCAAUCCAAUCCUAUACCUCUACCUCUACCUCUACCUCUACGUCUACGUCUACGUCUACCUCUACAUCUACGUCUCUAUAUAUAUUCACUAAAGUCGCUUCAACCCAAGACCAUCUCUAUCAUUCUUUACUUAGCGCCGAAGAAGGCGUUGCAGGCCUAGGCGGCGGGGCCAGCGUUGUGAAGGUCGUCGGGAUCUCGAUUAUGAACGCGGGGGGUUCGGGGUUGACGGGUUUAAGGGAGCGGAAAAGGGAGGACUUACAAGCGGCUUUAGCGACACAGGCGGCUGAGCCACCGGCGGAAGUCGAGACGAAGCAGACGUCUGGCGGGAAGCCGGUCCGGGGAUUGCCGUUCCGUCCCGGGAUAGGUGCCGCAGCUGCCGGUCACGAGCGUUGCGCUACUGGAAGUGGGGGCUGUGGCGGACAGGGCGCCGUAGGAGGCAGCGAGACCGGGAAAGAUAACGGGGAUACGUUUCUCGAGAGGAGCGGCGUCUGGAUGCGACUGCCCGGAGACAACAACGAGAAGGGCGAGGAGGAGGGCGGGUGUGAUGAGCUGCGUCGUGAUUAA